Messenger RNA from Medicago truncatula (barrel medic), 1706 nucleotides. RefSeq names its product zinc finger protein 1. Bases 571 to 1314 code for a protein of 247 amino acids. The record is from RefSeq and is a predicted model, not a curated record. NCBI's taxonomy places the organism in Eukaryota, Viridiplantae, Streptophyta, Magnoliopsida, Fabales, Fabaceae. Gene Ontology annotation, biological process: negative regulation of abscisic acid-activated signaling pathway. The transcript has a single exon.
UGAAACUGUCUUCUGAAAUUCCUAGAAUAGGCUUCAAUUAUUAAAGUUCCAAGGCAUUAAUUUUACACUAUCAUUCAAGAGAAAUAUUUUUAGUAAAGAGAAAAAGGAUGAAAAAAGAAUGGUCCCACACUUAACUAUCACAUGGUAGAAAAAUUUGCACCUCAUAAUAAUACUAAUGACCAUACCAUAGUUUGUGAUAUCAUCUCAAAUAAAUAUGAAUCUAUAACUUAGGUUGGUUUCAUUCUGAAAGUUUACAUUAAGGUGACAGAUAGCUGUGAGUGAUGCUUCAAAAACUUAAAGUCAUUCAUGUAACUGAACUCUCUCUCUCUCUCUCUCUCUCUCUCUCUCUCUCUCUCUCUCUCUCUCUCUACCACAAGAACCAAUGUCUUGAUUUUUAGGUCUUGCUAUACUAGGACCUUGUAACUAUAAAAUAGUGACAUCUUUUUCUACUCAUAUAUAACACAGCAUUUACUGCUACAUUACAUCAUUCACAAACUUCCUCUUUCUUAUUGUUAAACCAAACUUUGAUCACAUAUACAGAAAGAAAAUCAUUGCAUAUUUUCCUACCAUAUGGACCUUCUAAGAUUAGAGCCAUGUUUAUCUAAUAAUUUGAACAUCUCAUUUUCUGAGAAGAGACAAACAGAAAAUGAAGAGAAAAAACAUCUUCUACUGGAUUUAACUCUUCCUAGUAAAGAUUCUUGUGAUGAUGAGUCAAAACAAGAACUCAAUCUCAUAAACUGUUUCGAUACAGAACCGUCCAUGUCGAUGAAUUCAUCAUCGGAAUCAAAUCAUGGUAAUGAAUUAGAGCCAAGGAUUUUCUCAUGCAACUAUUGCCAAAGAAAGUUUUAUAGUUCACAGGCACUUGGUGGACACCAAAAUGCACACAAAAGAGAAAGAACUAUGGCAAAAAGAGGAAACAAAUCUGCGGUUUCGCUAGAUUUUGAACACAGGUACUCAAGUAUGGCUUCUCUACCUUUGCAUGGCUCUUAUAAAAGAUCACCAUCAUCACUUGGAAUUCAGGUGCACUCUUCUAUGAUUCAAAAACCUUCUUAUCAAACACCGUUUUUCGGUUUGUCACGUUACUGUGGUCCAAACCAGUGGCAGAAGCUGCCUAUAUAUUCACAACCAGCAUCAAGGAAUCUUCAUGUUGAGGCAGAAACUGAUGGAUCAUCAUCCUUGACUAGUGCCAUACCUACAAGAUCAGGGAAAUUUUCUCCAAGAAAGGUGCAAAAUGGAUUUGGAGGUUAUAAUGUUACAAGUUUGAAGAAUAAACAAGAGGAGUUGCAGAAGCUUGACUUGUCCCUCAAACUCUAAGUGUUUUUACCAUUCAUGUCAUAUUCAAUAUUGUGUCUUAAAUUUUUGUCUGUUCACUAAAAGCUGAUAUUUUGUUAUAAUGAAUUAAUUCUCCUUUGCUGGUUUAAUGAAAAUUAUUAGAAGUUAAAAUCCAUCACACAAUUCAAAUUUGCUUUGUACACUUUGGAGGAUAUGAAAUUUCAUUGGUUGGUAAUUUUUGUUACAACAUUAGUUGGUAUACUUUGAAACUAAAUGCAGCCAAACUUUCUGCAUACGCACGGUCCGGAAAGGGAGCCUACCAUUUUUGUUGUAUUGUAUGCAGUCUUACCCUAUUUUUACCUUUGCGCCAAGGAUCCCCUUAAUAUCAUUUUCUAUUAAGGUUCAAAAUAAAUUCUGCUCUCAGAAUUGGUAUA